Messenger RNA from Adineta steineri, 684 nucleotides. NCBI's taxonomy places the organism in Eukaryota, Metazoa, Rotifera, Eurotatoria, Adinetida, Adinetidae. The record is from the annotation of a GenBank genome assembly.
AUGUUAAAUUUACGCAAGUUUUAUUUUGAAUAUCAUGAUUAUUUUGAUGAUAAUUAUAAAUUAACUCCCUAUCAUCGAUUAAGUAAUCAAUUUCUAUGUUCAUUUUGGAUCGAACGACAAUGGAUAUUUGAUGUCAGUAUUGAUAAUUUCGAUAUAAUCUAUUCAAUUCAACCAUAUAGAUAUGCACAAAGACCUUACAUAGAAAAAAAAAGGUUUGAAUUUGAAGAACAUAAACUGUAUCAUCAAAAUAUAAUAGAAAAUAUUAAUUCACCAAUUCCACUCUCAGUAACAAAUCAUUUACAUGAAAGCAUAAAUAAAAUAUUGAUCAAUAAGAUGAAUCUAUUUUUAACUGUAUUCAAGAUUACUCAUCUUGAUGUUGAUUGUAGUACGAUUACAAUAUCAAACUUAAUCAAUCUGAUACAGCAGUUAUCCUAUCUAAAGCUCUUAAGAAUGUCACAUUUACCAUUACUUAAAACAGAAUAUUUAAUCAAUGAAAAACGACGUAUUAUACGUUUAUCACAAAAAAAUAAAAAUAUUACACGAGUUAAUCUAGAAUAUGUAUCUCAAAUUGAACAAAUUCAAUUUAUUUUCAAAACCAAUGCUAAAUUCAUCAAAUAUCUUAUUUUAAUGUGCUUAUUUAUUCCAUCGAUUAUGAAAACUAUAAUUAUACAAUUAAACAUAUAG